Molecule: messenger RNA, 3784 nt
Organism: Gastrolobium bilobum
Lineage: Eukaryota; Viridiplantae; Streptophyta; Magnoliopsida; Fabales; Fabaceae
Product: squamosa promoter-binding-like protein 1
Exons: 11
Coding region: 487-3519 (1010 amino acids)
Cellular component (GO): nucleus
Molecular function (GO): DNA binding
Source: RefSeq, a predicted model, not a curated record
AUAUACCUUCUCUCACGAGAAAAUAAAAAAAAAUAAAAAAAAUUGAAAAGCCAAUCAAAUUCACAUUCACAUCACCGUCAUCAUCAUCGUUCUAACAACUCCGUUUCAGUCCACAGAACCUGUUGGCCAUUUGCGUGGCGCACUUUCCGACAUUCACUCGCCGUCGAUCUGCUUUGCUUCUAACAACAAUCCUCUGACGUAAGCCUCGCUCUGAAGGAAGAGCUUCUUUCUCGGUACUUGAGCUCAGCUGGGUUUUCUUUUUGAGUAGAUGACUUGGGAAAUUGGAAGGGUUGGUAGUUAGUUGGUUUUACUUGGCUAUGUGGGUUGCGCUUAAUUGGAACCAUGGUUGCGUGGGUGUGUUGUUUCUGGACUGUUGGGGAUGAACUGAGGCUCAUGAACUGUGAUUCCGUGCUGUGACUUAAUUUAGAUAUAAUUAAUUGUGUUUAGGAGUAUUUGGAUUAGGAUUGGGGGUUCGUGAUUGUGAUCAUGGAAGCUAGAUUUGGUGCAGAGGCUUAUCAUUUUUAUGGUGUGGGUGCUUCCUCAGGUAUGGGGAAGAGGUCUUCAGAAUGGGAUUUGAAUGAUUGGAGAUGGGAUGGUGAUCUUUUCAUAGCUAGCCGGGUGAAUCCGGUGGCUUCAGAUGGUGUGGGAGUGGGACAACAAUUUUUCCCUCUUGGGUCCGGGAUCCCGGUGGCUGGGGGUUCCUCUAACAGCUCUUCUUCCUGCUCUGAGGAAGUAGAUCUUAGGAAUCCCAACGGGAACAAGGAAGGGGAGAAGAAAAGGAGAGUUAUUGUGUUGGAAGAUGAUGGUUUGAAUGAGGAAGCAGGUACCCUUAGCUUAAAGCUUGGUGGGCAUGGUUCUCCUAUGGUGGAUAGGGAGAUUGCUAGCUGGGAUGGUAUGAAUGGGAAGAAGAGCAGAGUAGCUGGAGGUACUUCGAAUCGAGCUGUUUGUCAAGUGGAGGACUGUGGUGCGGAUCUGAGCAAAGCUAAGGAUUACCACAGACGUCAUAAAGUUUGUGAGAUGCAUUCUAAGGCAAGUAGGGCGCUCGUGGGAAAUGCAAUGCAGAGGUUCUGUCAACAAUGUAGUAGGUUUCACAUGCUUCAAGAGUUCGAUGAAGGAAAGAGAAGCUGUCGAAGACGCUUGGCAGGCCAUAAUAAACGAAGAAGGAAAACAAAUCAUGAAGUUGUUCCUAAUGGAACUUCACUAAAUGAUGAUCAGACUAGUAGUUAUCUGUUGAUAAGUUUAUUGAAGAUACUUUCAAAUAUGCAUUCUGACAGGUCAGAUCAGACUACAGAUCAGGAUCUACUAACUCAUCUUCUAAGGAACCUUGCUAGGCAGAAUAGUGAACAAGGGGGGAAGAACUUGUCUAACCUUUUGCGGGAACCAGAGAAUUUAUUGAAAGAAGGGGGUUCAUCUAGGACGUCAGAGAUGGUUUCAACUUUAUUCUCCAAUGGUUCUCAAGGCUCUCCAACUGUUAUAAGACAACAUCAAACUGUAUCUAUGACUAAAAUGCAACAAGUGAUGCAGACACAUGAUGCUAGGGCUGCUGAUCAGCAAACCAUGUCUUCUAUAAAGCCCAGCAUUUCAAACAGUCCUCCUAUUUACUCAGAAGCCAGAGACAGUACUACUGGACAGAUCAAGAUGAAUAAUUUUGAUUUGAAUGACAUAUAUAUUGACUCAGAUGAUGGCAUGGAAGAUAUAGAAAGAUUGCCUGUCUCUACAAAUCUUGGGACUAGCUCUCUUGAUUACCCAUGGACACAACAAGAUUCUCAUCAGUCAAGUCCACCUCAAACGAGUGGAAAUUCAGAUUCUGCAUCUGCGCAGUCCCCUUCUAGUUCCAGUGGAGAAGCUCAGAGUCGCACAGAUCGAAUUGUUUUUAAACUCUUCGGCAAAGAUCCGAAUGAUUUUCCACUUUUACUUAGAGCACAGAUUAUUGACUGGUUAUCCCACAGUCCUACCGAUAUUGAGAGCUACAUACGACCUGGUUGUAUUGUUUUGACCCUUUAUCUGCGUCAGGCUGAGGCUGUGUGGGAGGAACUUUGCUACGAUCUGACCUCCAGUUUAAAUAGGCUGUUGGAUGUCUCAGAUGAUACUUUUUGGAGAACUGGAUGGGUUCACAUCAGGGUGCAGCAUCAGAUGGCCUUCAUUCUCAAUGGUCAAGUUGUCAUAGAUACAUCCCUACCUUUCAGAAGGAACCAUUAUAGUAAGAUUUUGACUGUUAGUCCAAUUGCCGUACCAGCAUCAAAGAGAGCUCAAUUUUCUGUUAAGGGGGUCAACCUGAUACGCCCUGCCACUAGGUUAAUGUGUGCUUUGGAAGGGAAAUAUCUGGUCUGUGAAGAUGCUCACGAGUCAACAGAUCAAUACUCCAAGGAGCUUGAUGAACAUCAAUGCAUCCAGUUUUCAUGUUCUGUCCCUGAGAUGAAUGGAAGAGGAUUUAUUGAGAUUGAGGACCAGGGUUUGAGUAGCAGCUUCUUUCCUUUCAUAGUUGUGGAGGAGGAUGUUUGCUCAGAAAUCUGCGUGCUCGAGUCCCUACUAGAAUUAAGUGAAACUGAUCCAGAUAUUGAAGGAACUGGAAAAAUUAAAGCCAAAAGUCAAGCCAUGGAUUUCAUUCAUGAAAUGGGUUGGCUUCUUCACAGAAGCCAAUUGAAAUCUAGGAUGGUUCACUUGAACGCAAGUGCUGAUCUCUUUCCAUUAGAACGGUUUAAGUGGCUUAUGGAGUUUUCUAUGGACCGUGAUUGGUGUGCAGUAGUAAAAAAACUGUUGAACUUACUGCUUGCUGGAACUGUGAAUACCGGAGAUCACCCUUCCCUGGAUGUUGCACUUUCAGAGAUGGGUCUCCUUCACAGAGCUGUAAGGAGAAAUAGCAAGCAGUUAGUGGAGCUGCUUUUGGGAUAUGUUCCUGAGAAUAUUUCCGAUAGACUAGGAACUGAAGACAAGCCACUAGUUGAUGGAGAGAAUCAGAGCUUCUUGUUUAGACCUGAUGUUGUUGGUCCUGGUGGUUUGACACCAGUCCAUAUUGCAGCUGGGAAAGAUGGUUCUGAGGAUGUACUGGACGCUUUAACUAAUGAUCCUUCCAUGGUGGGAAUUGAGGCAUGGAAGAAUGCUCGUGACAGCACAGGCUCCACACCUGAGGAUUAUGCACGUUUACGGGGUCAUUAUACUUACAUUCACUUGGUGCAGAAAAAAAUUAACAAGAGACAAGGAGCAGCUCAUGUGGUGGUUGAGAUUCCCAGCAAUCUUACAGAGUGCAAUGCAAAGCAGAAGCAAAAUGAGUUGUCCACCUGCUUCGAGAUUGCGAAGGCUGAAGAAAGACGUGGCCAAGGGCACUGUAAACUUUGUGAUACUAAAAUUUCUUGUAGAACUGCAGUAGGCAGGUCUUUGGUAUACAGGCCUGCAAUGCUCUCAAUGGUGGCCAUAGCAGCAGUCUGUGUCUGUGUGGCCCUUCUGUUCAAAACAUCACCCACUGUCCAAUAUAUGUUCCGACCCUUCAGAUGGGAAUCUUUGGAUUUUGGAACAAGCUAAGGUUCCUUAACUAGCAACGAAAUAAAACUUGAUAGGUAAUAUAAGGAUGCGUUCAUAGACCGAAUGACUGAGAUUUCCUGUAGGACUGGUUCUUUGUAUUGGCUAAGUUGUGCAAUAUUUUUUACAUAUUUGUUAUCCUUCAAUGGUCUUCAUUGUACAAUGUAUGCGGAUGUAACUCUUCUUCAGACACUAUUUGGUAGGAUCCUUCAUAUUUAAGUGUAAUACUUGAAUGGAAUCUUCAAAAUGUACCAUUUAAGUGUAAUAU